This is a messenger RNA of Culicoides brevitarsis, 6466 nucleotides long. RefSeq names its product transcription initiation factor TFIID subunit 1 (gene Taf1). Gene Ontology annotation, cellular component: transcription factor TFIID complex. Gene Ontology annotation, molecular function: RNA polymerase II general transcription initiation factor binding; DNA binding; RNA polymerase II general transcription initiation factor activity. Bases 256 to 6408 code for a protein of 2050 amino acids. The transcript has 6 exons. Lineage: Eukaryota; Metazoa; Arthropoda; Insecta; Diptera; Ceratopogonidae. The record is from RefSeq and is a predicted model, not a curated record. Gene Ontology annotation, biological process: DNA-templated transcription initiation; RNA polymerase II preinitiation complex assembly; transcription by RNA polymerase II.
AGUAAACAAACUUUAGCUCCACGAUUUUUUGUAAAAUUUAGCAGGAAAAACAAGAAAAUUGUGGAAAAAUUAGUGUUUUUUGAGUAAAUAAGUCAUUAGAGCAGCUGGAAAAAGUAAAAAACCGGAGAAAAUUGAAGAAUUUUGAGAAAAAUAUUGAAAAAGUUGGUUAAGCGGCCAUUUUCAACGUAGCGCCGUACUAAAAAAACAACAAAAAAUCACAUUUUUAUGACUUAAAAGGAGAAAAACGCCCCAAAAAUGAGCGAUCAGGACAGCGACAACGAGGAUCAAGGCGGAAUUAACUUGACCGGUUUCCUUUUCGGCAACGUCGAUGAAAAAGGGCAACUUGAAAAUGACUUUUUGGAUGAAGAAGCAAAGAAACAUCUUUCAUCGCUGCAUCGAUUUGGCAUCGGAUCGAUCCUUUCGGGCGUCAUGACGGAAGAAGAUCGUCGCGAAAUCGACAGCGACGCGGAUUCUUCGAGCGCUGACGAGCGAAAUCCCAAGCAAGACAACCCCGAUCGCUUUGAUGACACGGAUUUUUCGAAAAAAGACGACUCGGCGGUGGAUUUUUCGGAUAUUAAUGAACUCGCGGAUGAAAGUUCGCCACGCAGGGAGGAAGAAACGGCGGAAAAACAAGAAAAAAGUGAAGAAAAGCCAGUUUCGAAGGAAAAUGACUUCGAAAUGGACCUGGAAGAUGCGAUUCCGGCAAAUAAACUCGUCAAUAAUGCGGAAAGCGGGAACUCUAAUGCUGCGAAAUCGACUGAGGAAGGCUCGAAUGACAAAGAAUUGAUGCCGCCGCCGCCUCCGUUGAAACUAAUCAUGCCAACCCCUCAAGAAUUGGCUGAACGCGAAACAAACGGACCAAACACAGGCGAACGAAAACUAGAUACGCCUCUUGCUGCUAUGCUGCCCUCCAAAUACGCCAACACUGAUGUACGCGAACUCUUCCCCGACUUCAGUCAGGACAAAGUUUUACGCUUUUCCCGCCUUUUUGGUCCCGGCAAGAUCAGUUCAUUGCCCCAAAUAUGGCGCAGCGUGCGUCGUCGUCGCAAAAAGAAAUUAGCAAAAGAGCGCGAAACGAAAUUCAAAGAUGGCUCCGACUCGACAAGUGACACUGACGAACCAACCCGCACCCGUGGCUUCGCUUUAAACUUUGCGCCAAUUCCGCCAAAAGAUCAAUGGGCAAGUGACGACGAGGAAAAGUUGCUAAGCGCCCAUACUGACGUCGAUAAGGAAGAAAAAAAGGAAACAAGCGGCUCAAACGAAGCAAAACCCGCUGUCGCUGAUUGGCGUUUCGGCCCAGCGCAAAUUUGGUACGACAUGUUAGACGUUCCUGAAACAGGCGAAGGCUUUAAUUACGGUUUCAAGUUAAAACCAGAGGACGAACCAACAAAAGACGAGGAAAAUACGAACCCGAUACCGGAUGAUGCCUUUUUGAUGGUCUCGCAAUUGCAUUGGGAAGACGAUGUUGUGUGGGAUGGCGCCGAAAUUAAGCACAAAGUCAUGCAAAAACUCAAUUCCAAGACAAAUGCAGCAGGAUGGUUGCCUUCUUCAGGAUCGCGAACCGCAGGAGCUUUCAGUCAACCCGGCAAAAGUGUUCCGCCAGCAACAGCAAUUCCCGGAACAAAAAAUUUACCAUCAACUUCGAGCAAAAAAGCGCAAUUAUUGGCGAAUAAAAACCAAAAUGAGGAUCAAGACGAUACUUGGUACAGCAUUUUCCCCGUCGAAAAUGAGGAAUUAGUGUACAGCAAAUGGGAGGAUGACGUAAUUUGGGAUGCGGAACAAAUGUCAAAAAUACCCAAACCGAAAGUUUUGACCUUAGAUCCCAACGACGAAAAUAUAAUUCUCGGAAUUCCCGAUGAUAUUGAUCCCUCAACGAUCCGUCAAAACACUGGCCCACAGCCAAAAGUAAAAAUCCCGCAUCCACACGUCAAAAAAUCCAAAAUUUUACUCGGCAAAGCGGGCGUGAUUAACGUUUUAGCGGAAGACACGCCCCCUCCGCCGCCCAAAUCGCCCGAUCGUGACCCCUUCAACAUCUCGAACGACGUUUACUACCAAGCCAAGAGCUCGGAGGCGGUUCUUCGGUUAAAAGUGGGCGGAGCUAACCUCAUUCAGCAUUCAACGCCCGUCGUAGAGCUACGAGCGCCUUUUAUCCCGACCCAUAUGGGUCCCAUGAAGUUGCGUGCCUUCCAUCGUCCCGGCAUGAAGAAAUUUUCGCAUGGCGCGCUAUCAUCAACUGCCCCCCAACCGGUGUUGCCACUCGUGAAACACAUCAAAAAGAAGGCGGCGCAACGAAAUGCCGAACGAAUCGCCUCGGGAGGCGGAGAUGUGUUCUUUAUGCGAACCCCGGAUGACCUCACGGGACGUGAUGGCGAGAUAAUUCUCGUUGAAUUCUGCGAAGAACACCCGCCGCUGAUGAAUCAAGUAGGAAUGUGUUCGAAAAUUAAGACUUAUUACAAGAGAAAGGCGGCAAAAGACAGCGCUCCGCAAGAUUUCAAGUACGGCGAAGUGGCAAUCGCUCACACAAGUCCCUUUUUGGGCAUUUUACAUCCGGGGCAGUGGAUGCAAGUGGUCGAAAAUAACAUGUAUCGCGCUCCCAUCUACCCCCAUAACGUAAAUUCGUCAGAUUUUCUCGUUAUUCGUACGCGCCAAAAUUAUUUCAUACGAGAAAUUGACGCGUUAUUUGUCGCGGGGCAGGAAUGCCCGCUGUAUGAAGUGCCUGGACCAAAUUCAAAACGAGCUAACAACUUCACGCGGGACUUUUUACAAGUUUUUAUCUAUCGUCUCUUCUGGAAGAGCAAAGAUAACCCACGAAAAAUCCGCAUGGAUGACAUUAAAAGAGCUUUUCCCGCGCAUUCUGAGUCGAGCAUCAGAAAGCGGCUUAAGCAAUGUGCGGAUUUCAAGAGAACCGGCAUGGAUUCGAACUUUUGGGUCAUAAAACCCGAAUUUCGACUGCCUUCGGAGGAGGAAAUUCGAGCAAUGGUCUCGCCGGAGCAGUGUUGCGCCUACUUUAGCAUGAUCGCCGCCGAGCAAAGACUAAAAGAUGCGGGUUAUGGAGAGAAAUUCAUCUUUGCGCAGGAAGAUGACGACGAAGAAUCGCAAUUAAAGUUGGAUGACGAAGUAAAAGUAGCUCCUUGGAACACGACUCGAGCCUAUAUUCAAGCUGUCAAGGGAAAAUGCAUCCUUCAACUCACCGGACCAGCUGAUCCAACCGGUAUUGGUGAAGGAUUUUCUUAUGUGCGGAUGCCAAACAAGCCCACACAGAACAAAGAAGAGCAAGAAAGUCAACCGAAACGAACCGUAACUGGCACAGACGCCGAUUUGCGUCGUCUUUCGUUGAAUAAUGCCAAAGCCCUGCUUCGAAAAUUCCAAGUUCCCGAAGAAGAGAUCAAAAAAUUGUCCCGUUGGGAAGUUAUUGACGUCGUGAGAACCCUUUCAACGGAAAAAGCUAAAGCCGGCGAGGAGGGAAUGGAUAAAUUUUCGCGUGGAAAUCGCUUUAGUAUCGCCGAGCAUCAAGAACGGUACAAAGAAGAGUGUCAACGCAUCUUCGACUUGCAAAAUAAAGUACUUGCCAGCGCCGAAGUACUUUCUACGGACGAAGGAGAGUCCACAGUCAGCGAAGAAUCGGAUCUCGAAGAGCUCGGAAAGAAUUUGGAAAAUAUGUUGGCAAACAAAAAGACCUCCACACAACUCUCGAUGGAACGCGAAGAGCAAGAACGUCAAGAAUUGCUGCGAAAAAUCAUGGAAGAACGUGAAAAUAGCGGAAAACCAAAGUCCAAAAAGGACGAAGAAGCAAUGGCGUCGCAACAAAGCCCGACAUCGAGAAUUUUGAAGAUUACGAGAGUUUUUAAAGACUCGGAUGGGAAGGAAUAUACGAGAGCUGAGACGGUAAGAAGAGGUCCUGUGAUCGAUGCUUAUGUGAAAAUUCGCACGACGAAGGAUGAGGCCUUUAUUAAGCAAUUUGCGACACUGGAUGAGGCGCAAAAGGAGGAAAUGAAACGGGAAAAGAGACGAAUUCAGGAGCAGUUGAGACGAAUUAAGAGAAAUCAGGAGAAGAUUGGGUUGUUGCAGCAACAGACGAAGGAGCCAAAUUUGAGUGUUGGAACGCCGUUGACGUUGGGAGAGAAGAAAUCCAGUUUUUUGUCAACAAGCCCAACAUCCAGCAGCUUCUUCAAAGGCGACUUGCACUCAUCGAAGAAGAAAAUCAAGCUAAAACCCGAUUUGAAGCUCAAAUGCGGCGCUUGCGGUCAAGUUGGUCACAUGCGUACCAACAAAGCGUGUCCCCAAUACACGGGCACCAUCCCAACGCCGAGCGUCAAUGUCGCCAUUACGGAAGAAGAGGAAGAGCAAAUCGAACGCCAGCUCAACGACGAGGACGAAAAUCUCGUAAACAUCGACGGCACCAAAGUCAAACUCAGCGGCAAGCUCUUAAAACGCCAGGAAGAGAUCAAACGUCGCACAUUGUUGCUCAAAGUGCCCAAAGAUGCCGUCGGCCGAAAGAAACGUCGCAUGGGCAGCGGCGAUUGCGACUAUUUGCAACGCAAUAAAACAGCAAAUCGCCGCAGAACUGAUCCCGUGGUCGUGCUUUCGUCAAUUUUGGAGCAAAUUUUGAACGAUAUUCGUGACAUGCCGGAUGUUCAACCGUUUUUGUUCCCCGUCAAGGAGAAGCAAGUGCAAGAUUAUUACCGAAUUAUCACGAGACCGAUGGAUUUGCAGACAAUUCGCGACAAUUUACGGCAAAAACGGUACCAAAGUCGCGAGGAAUUCCUCGCCGACGUCAAUCAAAUUGUCGAAAACUCGAAUUUGUACAACGGGCCUCUGCAUAAUUUGACAUUUGCUGCUAAAAGAAUGCUUCAGCGGUGCGUCGAUCGUUUGGCGGAACGCGAAGAACGCUUAAUUCGCUUGGAAAAAGCCAUCAAUCCGUUGUUGGAUGACAACGAUCAGGUCGCGUUGUCGUUCAUUUUCGAGAAAAUCAUUAAUGGCAAGUUGAAAACGAUGCAGGAAAGUUGGUCCUUCCUCAAACCGGUCGACAGGAAGAAAGUUAAGGAUUAUUACACGGUUAUUCGACGUCCCAUGGAUCUCGAAACGAUCCUGAAAAAGAUCAAAGCGCAGAAAUAUCACUCGAGACAGGAGUUUUUGGGCGACAUCGAGCUCAUUGUGCAAAAUUGCGAGCAAUAUAACGGUUUGGAGCACACGUUGACGUCGCAGGCACGUUCGUUGCUCAACGAGGCGCAUCAAUCGGUGAACGAAUUGAGUGAACAUAUCACGCAAUUGGAAGCGAAUAUUGUUUUGGCGCAGGAAAGGGCUCGAAAUGAGGUUGAUGACAGCGGAUGGGCUGAUUAUGAGCACGAUGGCGAUGAUUCGCCGGAAAAUUCGCAGAUGGAAGAUGGGUUUGAGAGGUCGAUGUCGCAAACGGGCUUCAAUAAGUCGAGUUCGAUGCUGAUUCCGCCGAUGCCAGAGGUGAAACGAAGCAGAGGAAGACCGAGAAAGCAACCUUUGCCGGGCAGUGCGGAAGAUUUGAGUAUGACGCCGACUAUAAAGCGAGGCAGAGGUCGCCCACGGAAGGAUAGUAUGACUCCAGGAGGCGGCGGAGGCAAUUUGGAAGAAGAUUUACAAUUCUCAACUGACGACGAGGAAGAAUUCGAAGACGUCGACAACGUCGGUGACUGUUUAGUACAAGGAGAAAGUGCCAACAGCACUCAAAUGUCAAGCAGCAUGAUGGGUCAAGGCGAAGAUGACAGUCAACAAGCUGCCGAAGCGAUGGUUCAACUCAGUGGCAUCGGUUUUUACAAUCAAACGCAAGGCGGAGACGAUUCAAUCGACAUCGAUCCAAAUUACGAUCCCAGCGACUUCCUAUCGAUGAAUAAUCGCAACAUUAAUCCAUCGAAUCAACCGUCAACGUCAUCGAGCAACACUUUCCUCGCCCCAUCCGCUCCAGCUCCUUCUUCAUCGCGCGAUUUUGACAUCCCCGCAGCUCCCAUCGAAUACAAAUUCGACCCGACUAACAUGCAAUUCACGCCGAUGCACGAACCAGCUUACCCCGUAAUGGAUUUCACGGCAAAACCAAGCGUUCCACACUCUUACGAGCAAAUGGCGGCGGCAAUUCAGGAACAAAUGCAGUUCGACACGAGUGAUUCGUACCAAGAUUCGUCGAUGCAACCACAACAACAACAGCAACAUCACGAAGAAAACAUGCCAGUUUAUCAAUUUGGACCUCCCGGCGGUCAAAUUCCGCAAUUCCCGCAGCAAAUUGUGACGAAACAAGAACCGCAAGACCAUCACGACGGCAUGGAACCGCAAGAGCCGCCGCUGCAUGACGACUUGGCAAUUUCCGAUAGCGACGACGAACAAAAUCGCUCGAUGCACGAACCGCCCAACAACGAAGACGAAGGCGAGGGACUCUGGUUUUAACUUAAAAAUCGAGAAAAUUAAUUGUUAAGUUUUGUAUUUUAAGAUUUCAAUGUGUAUA